This is a messenger RNA of Corticium candelabrum, 1072 nucleotides long. Its product is annotated as neuralized-like protein 2. The record is from RefSeq and is a predicted model, not a curated record. Gene Ontology annotation, molecular function: ubiquitin protein ligase activity. Lineage: Eukaryota; Metazoa; Porifera; Homoscleromorpha; Homosclerophorida; Plakinidae. The coding region runs from base 31 to 840 and encodes 269 amino acids. Gene Ontology annotation, biological process: intracellular signal transduction. The transcript has 2 exons.
GGUGGAUGCCUAUAUCCGGGCACUCGUACUAUGGGAGUCUCUCACUCUGGCAGUGUUCGUGCUGGAGGUGUCAGAGAUGAGAACGGGAGACGAACUCGACAGAGUCGCGAACCAUGUAACCGAAAGCGGUCGUGCGAACUCCGCAGAUGUGACUUUAUAAGCUCUCAGAUUCGUUUCCAUCAUCUCCACGGGAGAAACAUCAAGCUGAGCGACGCCAACCGGCACGCCGUGCGAGUGCGUUCGUUCAAACAAGGCCUCCUCUUCAGCAGCCGUCCGUUGAGACCGAACGAGCUCUUCGAAAUCGAAAUCGUCGAGUUGGAGCGAGUGUGGGCGGGCUCCAUCCGACUCGGAUUGACUGACUUGGAUCCGGGAUCGCUGCAGCAAUCUUUCCCUCCCUAUGCGAUUCCCAACCUGACUCAACAACCGGGCUGUUACGUUUUGGCGGGCAGUGCCAUGCACGGGGUUGCUGCCCCGACCGGCGUAAAUCCACAAUUGACGUGGGGAAACGAAGGCUACCCGCUGAACUUAGACAACAGCGCCGUGGUGUGCGACGGAUGUCGGAUAGGAGUGAUGUAUGAUGUAGAGGGUCGCAUGUUUUAUAUGCUCAAUGGAGAGCCGCAGGGUCUGGCUCAAGAGGGACUGGCCAUCGACAGAGACAUAUACGCUAUUGUCGAUGUUUAUGGUCAAGCCAAAGCUGUGCGGAUUGUCGAGAGACGAUUGCCCUCUCUGCAGGAGUGUUGUCGUCUGGCUGUGAGAGAAAUCAUCAAUCAGGAAGACGUCUGUUGGCUACCUCUGCCCUCGAGACUAAAGAAGUAUUUGAGAUAUGAAGAGAUUUGUUAGAGUCUAUAUUCGAGCUUACAGGUAUACGUCGUUCUUUACAUUUUGUUUCAAUUCAUUUUAAAAAGCUGUGGACAGCAUAACGAUUAAACCAGUUGACUAAAGUAGCCUUACCUGGCCUUUCUAGUUUGCUUACUUUUAGAUUUUUAAGGUUUUCUUGCAUAAAGUUUUGUAAAGUUUAAAGCAGUAGAUCUGCACACAAACAAAGUCGAAGGUUACUCACUUGAUUGGUAAA